Messenger RNA from Ilyonectria robusta, 1275 nucleotides. RefSeq lists its product as uncharacterized. Bases 1 to 1275 code for a protein of 424 amino acids. The record is from RefSeq and is a predicted model, not a curated record. NCBI's taxonomy places the organism in Eukaryota, Fungi, Ascomycota, Sordariomycetes, Hypocreales, Nectriaceae. The transcript is spliced from 3 exons.
AUGAAGUCGCACAUUGGCACGCUGGCUGCAGCCGCCGCCACCACCUUGUUAUACGCCCGCGAAGCUUCCGCCACCACCUCCUCAUUCUGUCCCGGCUCCGGCGAUGUCUGCUACCGUUGGGGUGUUCCAGAGGCCGCCGUAAGUUCGGGGUCCGGAGACGUAUACUUCCAAAUCAAGGCUCCCACCAGCAACCAGUGGGUUGCAGUUGGCAUCGGCUCGGGAAUGAGCGGUGCCGAGAUCUUCCUCAUCUACCAGGACGGCAGCGGUAAUGUCACCUUGAGCACCAGGGCCGGCAGAGGCCAUGUCAUGCCCCAAUACGAGGAGAGGAGCGCCGUCGAGCUGCUCUCGGGGUCCGGCGUCAGCGGCAGCGAAAUGACUGCCAACAUCCGAUGCGGCGACUGUUCUUCGCUUGACCUCUCCGGUUCCAACUCGUGGAUUGGCGCCUGGAAGUCUGGCGACAGUCUCGACACGACCAGCAAAUCAGCGACCAUUACCGAGCACGAUUCUGACCACGUCUUCAACGUCAACUUUGCCUCGGCAAGCUUCAGCUCGAGCGGGAACCCAUUCACGAGCUCUAACAGCGAUUCCGACUCCGAUUCCAACUCCGGCUCCAACUCCGGUUCCAACUCCGGAUCAGGAUCAGGUUCCGGGUCUGGGUCCGGGUCGGAUGGCGCAGUAACAGAGACUGGAAGCAGCAGCAGCGACACCAAGUCCAAUGCCCAUGGCAUCAUCAUGGCUAUUGUCUUUGUUAUCGCAUAUCCCAUCGGCGCCGUGUUUAUGCCCCUGGUCGGAAAGUGGUUCCUCCACGCAGGUUGGCAGUUUCUCGCUUUCCUGGGCAUGUGGGCGGGUUUCGCCCUGGGCUAUGUUGUCGCUCGAGAUGAUGCUAUUUUCUGGAAAAACACCCACACCAAGAUGGGCACUAUUGUUUGCGCCCUGCUCGGCCUGCAACCCAUUCUCGGAUGGGCGCACCACCAGUACUUCCUCAAGCACCAGCAACGAGGAAUCAUCAGCCACACCCACAUCUGGUACGGCCGAAUCCUCAUAGUCCUAGGUAUUGUCAAUGGAGGACUGGGUCUGGAGCUUGCCAACUCCUCCCGAGGCCUUACCAUCGCGUACUCAGUGGUUGCUGGUAUUGUGGGCAUCCUGUACAUUGCCGGCAGCCUUCUCGGUGGAAUGCGAAAGAGGCAGCGCACCGUGAAGCGGAUCGUCUCCCCUCAGAUGACUCAGGAUGAGCAACACCAUAUGUCCGACAGGUCUCAGGCCCGAUACCAAUAA